Xenia sp. Carnegie-2017 is the source of this 669-nucleotide messenger RNA. RefSeq names its product E3 ubiquitin-protein ligase NRDP1-like. The annotation marks the transcript as partial. Gene Ontology annotation, cellular component: plasma membrane signaling receptor complex. Gene Ontology annotation, biological process: protein K63-linked ubiquitination; regulation of canonical NF-kappaB signal transduction; tumor necrosis factor-mediated signaling pathway. The transcript has a single exon. Lineage: Eukaryota; Metazoa; Cnidaria; Anthozoa; Malacalcyonacea; Xeniidae. The record is from RefSeq and is a predicted model, not a curated record.
AUGGCCUAUUGUUCUAAUAAUAAUGAAAGUGGAUAUGAUGAAUCGAGAUUUCAAAUUCCUGUUGAUGAAAAUUUUCGCUGUUCAAUUUGUCUCAACGUCGUUAAAGAUCCCAGAAUGUGUCAGCAUAACGAACACAUCUUUUGUCGUUCUUGUAUUGAAGAACAUCUACGAGUCAAUGCACAAAGAUGUCCUCAAUGUCAAGAUCAUUUGACGGUAGCUACACUUCUUCCAGCGCGUUUUGUAAACAACUUGAUUUCAAAGUUUAAGAUAAGCUGCGACUACGCUAAUCGUGGUUGUCCAGAAUUUAUCAACGUUGAAGAUCUUGAAAGACAUGUUGAAAAUUGUGGUUUUGCUCCAGUGUUGUGUUCUAAUGAACGUUGUGACAAGGAGAUAAACAAACGAGACAAGAUUAAACAUGAAACUGAGUUAUGUGAAUACAGAAAGACUGCAUCUCACUACUUUGAAGAGAUCAAAGAAAUGUUUCAACGAAGUUUUGAUCAUGAGGAGCAAGAGAAAAUGCAGCUGACUGAAAUCACUAGAAAAAUGGAAUCACUGACAAACCAAAACACGAAAUUACAGAAAGAAAUGAUGGAAUCGAAAGGAGAAAUAAGAAAUGUUCAACAAAAUCUUUCUACAGUGACCAAAGAAAUGAUGGAAUCCAAAGGAGAA